Messenger RNA from Penicillium diatomitis, 984 nucleotides. RefSeq names its product Rab family GTPase. Gene Ontology annotation, biological process: intracellular protein transport. The coding region runs from base 1 to 984 and encodes 327 amino acids. Lineage: Eukaryota; Fungi; Ascomycota; Eurotiomycetes; Eurotiales; Aspergillaceae. Gene Ontology annotation, cellular component: endomembrane system. Gene Ontology annotation, molecular function: GTP binding; GTPase activity. The record is from RefSeq and is a predicted model, not a curated record. The transcript has 2 exons.
AUGAGUUCUUCUCUCGAGGCCAAGAUCGUUGUGCUCGGCGCACAAGGCGUCGGCAAAACCUCUCUUGUUCAACGCUAUGUGCGGAAUAAUUUCGACCCCGCCACCACCACUUCCACCGUCGGCGCAUCCUUUGUCACCAAGCGCGUUCUCGACACUACCUCCGAUACUAUUGUGCGCCUCCAGAUUUGGGAUACCGCCGGUCAAGAGCGGUUCCGCUCCAUUUCGCGACUCUACUAUCGCGGGGCGCAUGCGUGCCUGCUUUGCUAUGACAUCACCGAUGAAAGCAGCUUUCAAGAAAUGGCCGGAUGGUUACGUGAACUGAGACGUAACAUCGGCGGCGGUGCAGGCGACCUCGAUCCCUUGGUCAUUCAUGUUGUCGGCACGAAGAGCGAUAUCGUCGCAGAUGACCCCGCCAAACGCCAGGUCCCCUUCGAGCGGACCAUCGCCUACGUGGCCGAACAGUUGUAUCCCAGCCGAGCGUCGACACCUCCACCUACCGCUGGAAUGAGCGGAAUCAGCUCGGGGCUGGGAUUUGCGGCGGGCAUGUUUGGCAGCAGUGGCAGUGGCGGCGGAAGCACCAGUGCUGCGGGGAGUCUGCCAACGUCGAGUGUUCUUCCGCUGCAGAGUCCUGAUAGUAAACGGAGUUCCGCCUUCUGGGGUCAGGAGAUCGGGUGGGACUGCUGUCACGAGAUUAGCGCCCGAGACGGGGAGGGCAUCGAAGAAGUCUUUCGUGUGAUGACGCGCAAACUGGUCGAACAACGCAACCGUCGAGAUGCCGAAGCCGCGUUAUCAGCCGUGGGCACACCAGGCAUUGAUGUUCCCAUCGGUCCCUUUACGCCUGGAUUGGACCGUGCCAACGGUAGUUUCAGACUGGGACAUGGAGACAAGCGACGCAGCUGGCUUGGGCUGGCUUCGCCGACGGUGGGCGACGCGGAAGAGGUCCAGGUGAUGGAUGCGGCCAAGCAGCGUGGACGAUGUUGUUGA